Sipha flava (yellow sugarcane aphid) is the source of this 1069-nucleotide messenger RNA. It is a transcript of the gene ninaA, whose product is annotated as peptidyl-prolyl cis-trans isomerase. The transcript has 5 exons. Gene Ontology annotation, cellular component: intracellular membrane-bounded organelle. Bases 84 to 815 code for a protein of 243 amino acids. Lineage: Eukaryota; Metazoa; Arthropoda; Insecta; Hemiptera; Aphididae. Gene Ontology annotation, biological process: protein peptidyl-prolyl isomerization. The record is from RefSeq and is a predicted model, not a curated record. Gene Ontology annotation, molecular function: peptidyl-prolyl cis-trans isomerase activity.
GCUCGUCCUACCUGGGCCUCGCACUCCACGACUGUUUCUCGGCGGAGACGUACCACACGCCUGACUGGCACCCGUUGGUGAACAUGCGGAUCUAUCGUUCGAUCGCGAUCUUUUACGCCUUUGUGACGAUCAUCAACGGCGGACGUUGUCGAGCCGAGACAUAUACGGUGACGGACGUGGCGUACUUGGACGUGGAGAUAGCCGGCAAAGAGCUGGGAAGGAUCGAAAUCGGUCUUUUCGGCAUCGUCGUGCCGAAAACGGUGACAAACUUUAUCGCCGUGCUCACCGAAGGUAUCGACGGCCGUACGUAUGCCGGCACCAAAUUCCAUCGGGUUUUCAACAAGUUUGUCAUUCAAGGUGGAGAUAUACUGAACAACGACGGGAGCGGUUCCAUUAGCAUUUACGGUGACACGUUUCCGGAUGAAAACCUGAAAAUAAACGCGACAAAGCCGGGAUUCGUGGGAAUGUCCAAUUCAGGCCCAGACACGAACGGCUGUCAGUUUUUCAUCACGACCCGACCCACGCCGAGCCUGAACGGUAAACACGUUAUGUUCGGCAUCGUGACGGACGGUCAAAAACUCAUACACAUCAUCGAACAACAACUGACCGACCAUCUGGGUAGGCCGAUGAAAGAGAUCCGAAUAAAAAAAUGCGGCUUGCUGGACAAACGACCGCCGUUCGACGUCACCGACCACCCCCGCGAUUUGAAUCUAUGGAAAUGGAUAACCGCGUCUGCUUUGCCGAUAUCGAUGUCUGCAGCGAUUUUGCUUUUAUUUCAGUGGAUGAUUGCUCAAAUAAACAAAGUAAUUAUCUAACAGUUAACAGUCAUCGAGUACGUUUUCAAUAAUCAACUGAACUAAUUACAAUAUCGUACGAUCGAAUAAAACUACUAAGUAUUAAUUAUUGUUUGGCAACGUAUUUUUUUUUUUAAACUACACACUUACUUAUGUGUUAUGAGUUCGGUUUCCAUUGUACGUAUAAAAGAAAUAAACUAUUGUAAUUUAAAAUUCAUAUAUAUUUUGAUUUGUAAUAUUUCUUUUCUUUAUUUAUCAUCGCAGUCAUUUUCAGU